This is a messenger RNA of Arachis ipaensis, 1392 nucleotides long. RefSeq names its product protein trichome birefringence-like 19. Gene Ontology annotation, molecular function: O-acetyltransferase activity. The record is from RefSeq and is a predicted model, not a curated record. NCBI's taxonomy places the organism in Eukaryota, Viridiplantae, Streptophyta, Magnoliopsida, Fabales, Fabaceae. Gene Ontology annotation, cellular component: Golgi apparatus.
AUACUUCCUCUCCAUUUCCUUCACUCAUAGUGUGUUUCUUUUUAUAUAUAAAAAUAUCUCUCUCUCUUUAUUUCUAGCUUCCUUUAUUUUCCAAAAAUGAAGUUCCAAGUAAUGGAGCUUCUAUUUGGAAAGAACACACCAAAACAAAUGAUUCCAAAAGUAACACUUCUUGCAGUGUUUGCCAUUCUUGUAUUCACAGUCACACCAUUAUCCUACCCUUUAUUCAGAUACUCUUCUUCUUCAUCAUACCUAAAGAAGAAUAGUGAUAAAGCAUCAUCAGCAUUUGAUGAUUUGAACCAAUUCUCACAAAGCUUGCCUUCAACUUCAGUGAAGAAAUGUGACAUCUUCAGUGGUGAGUGGGUCCCAAAUCCAAAGGCACCAUAUUACACAAACAAAACAUGUUGGGCAAUUCAUGAACACCAGAAUUGCAUGAAGUAUGGUAGACCUGAUUCUGAGUUCAUGAAAUGGAGGUGGAAGCCUAAUGGUUGUGACUUACCAGUAUUCAACCCUUUUCAGUUCCUUGAACUUGUUAGAGGCAAAUCUUUGGCUUUUGUUGGAGAUUCUGUUGGAAGAAAUCAGAUGCAAUCCAUGAUUUGCCUUCUUUCAAGGGCAGAAUGGCCCAUAGAUGUGUCAUUAACAAGAGAUGACUAUUUCAUGAGGUGGAAAUAUCCAAGCUACAAUUUCACCAUGGCAUCUUUUUGGACACCCCAUUUGGUAAGAUCCCAUGAAGGUGCAAAAGGACCAAGCCAAACAGGCCUUUACAGCCUUUACCUUGAUGAGCCUGAUGAGAAAUGGAUAACCCAAAUUCAAGACUUUGACUACAUCAUUCUCAAUGGAGGCCAUUGGUUCACAAGGUCAAUGGUCUUCUAUGAGAAUCAAAAACUUGUUGGCUGCCAUUAUUGCCUCUUAGAAAAUGUCCCUGACCUAACCAUGUACUAUGGUUAUAGAAAGGCAUUUAGGACUGCUUUUAGGGCAAUCAAUAACCUAGAGAAUUUUAAGGGCAUCACAUAUCUUAGGACAUUUUCACCCUCACAUUUUGAGAAUGGGUUGUGGAAUCAAGGUGGGGAUUGUGUUAGGACUAAGCCAUUUAGGAGCAAUGAGACACAAUUAGAGGGUCUUAAUUUGGAGUUUUAUAUGAUCCAAUUAGAAGAGUUUAAGGUUGCUGAAAAGGAAGCUAGAAAGAAGGGAUUGAGAUUAAGGUUGCUUGACACAACACAAGCAACAUUGUUGAGACCAGAUGGGCAUCCAAGUAGGUUUGGUCAUUGGCCCAAUGAGAAUGUGACAUUGUACAAUGAUUGUGUUCAUUGGUGCUUGCCUGGUCCUAUUGACACGUGGAGUGAUUUCCUGCUUGAAAUGUUGAAGAUGGAGGGUGUGAGAUCAGCUCAAGAGAAG